Molecule: messenger RNA, 1337 nt
Organism: Rana temporaria (common frog)
Lineage: Eukaryota; Metazoa; Chordata; Amphibia; Anura; Ranidae
Gene: NUDT19
Product: nudix hydrolase 19
Exons: 4
Coding region: 128-1282 (384 amino acids)
Cellular component (GO): mitochondrion
Molecular function (GO): hydrolase activity, acting on acid anhydrides, in phosphorus-containing anhydrides
Source: RefSeq, a predicted model, not a curated record
GGUUGGGCCUUCCCUCGCGCGGCAUUCUGGGAGUUGCAGUCUUUGGGAUGACUACAGUAAUGGCUUCCCCCUGAACCAGGAAGGACACAGGCUGGGAAAGAAAAAAAAAACCAUUGAAGAUUUGACAAUGAACAACACGCUACAACACUGGAGGGAAGCCGCCACCCUGAUUUUAGCUGCCGGUAUGCAACGUGGAAGCGUCAUUCCCAAAAUGGCGUCUCAGAUAUUACAGAACGACCGUAGAAAAAGUACGUUUGAUUACGAGGUGUUAUUACUGAAGCGCAGCCAGAAGAGUGGCUUCAUGCCCAAUGCCUUUGUGUUCCCCGGCGGGGUGGCCGAUUUCUCCGAUUUCUCCAACGACUGGAUCCAAGUCUUCCAGAGACACGCCAACAAACCAAACUUCGGCCUGGGGGUGGUCAGGCAGCCCCCCGGCACCAGGUCUCCUAUGUUUGUUACGGACAGGAUGAAAUUCGGGUCGGUGAUCCCCGGGGAGGUCGCCUUCAGGAUCUGUGCCAUCCGAGAGACCUUCGAGGAAUCUGGAAUACUUUUGGUGGUUCCCGACAGCGCCGAAGUUGACGCUAACCAAGACCUCGCGGAUGCUUAUGAACAAGAUGGAGAGGCAAUGGCUAAGUGGAGGGAGGAGGUCCAGAACAAUCCGCUGCAGUUUAUUGAGAUGUGCAAGGAAAUGCGUUGUGUUCCGAAUAUCUGGGCGCUGCACGAGUGGGGAAACUGGCUGACGCCUGUGUUUUCCACCAGUACUCGGGCCAGACGCUUCGACACCGCCUUCUACAUUGCCUGUUUGCAGAAGAAGCCGGUCACCACAGAUGAUCAAAAGGAAAUGGCUUCCUUUAACUGGUGGACUCCUCAGGAAGCCAUAGAGGAGUACAGGACUCAGGGAACAUGGAUUCCUCCUCCGCAGUUCUAUGAUCUAAGCAGAUUAAGUCAUUUCACCAGCAUUCAUGAGCUCCACAGGUUCAGUUCCAGUCGUGCCCUGGAAGGAUGUGAAAGGUGGAUGCCGGUUUUAGUGCACGCUGAGGAUGGUAUGGUACAUACACUGCCAGGGGAUGAGCUGUACCCCGAGGAUCCAGACCUCACAGAACCUAAAAAGUAUUCCUCAAAUAAAACCAUCGGGGGUCUUGUCCAGGAAGGGGGCCGUCUUCAUCGAUUACUUCACAUUGAUGGCGCUCCAGUCAUCUUUAUAAACCUGCAGCCAAAAUAUAAACACGUCAAUCCACUUCUAACAGAUCUCAGUCGUGAUCCAGAGCCCAAGAGCAAAAUUUAAAUAGAUUGUUUUAUGUCAUUUGUAAUUAUUUCUUAAUAAAAUAGACUGGACUGGA